This is a messenger RNA of Rattus rattus (black rat), 1983 nucleotides long. It is a transcript of the gene Ipmk, whose product is annotated as inositol polyphosphate multikinase. Lineage: Eukaryota; Metazoa; Chordata; Mammalia; Rodentia; Muridae. The record is from RefSeq and is a predicted model, not a curated record. Gene Ontology annotation, cellular component: cytoplasm; nucleus. The transcript is spliced from 6 exons. Gene Ontology annotation, biological process: inositol phosphate biosynthetic process. Bases 140 to 1333 code for a protein of 397 amino acids. Gene Ontology annotation, molecular function: inositol tetrakisphosphate kinase activity; inositol-1,4,5-trisphosphate 3-kinase activity.
CCCGGGCGCGGGCGGCCGGGGUUCAGAGUGCGGGCCGCGGAGCGGGCAGCGCGGUCUCGGCAUGGGUCCGCGCGCUGGGCCUGCGCGGGCGAUGCCGCCUGGUCCUCCCUGACGCCUGACGCUGAGUGUCGCCGCCCCGAUGGCCGCCGAGCCCCCAGCGCUGCGCCUGCGGCCGCCGGGAAGCACCGGAGACAGCCCGCCGGUGCCGCGCCUGCUCGGAGGCUGCGUGCCGCUGUCGCAUCAGGUGGCUGGCCACAUGUACGGCAAGGACAAAGUGGGGAUUCUCCAGCACCCAGAUGGUACAGUUCUGAAACAGCUGCAGCCACCGCCGCGGGGCCCAAGAGAGCUGGAAUUUUAUACCAUGGUUUACGCUGCUGACUGUGCCGAUGCUGUUCUCCUGGAGCUGCGGAAACACCUGCCCAAGUACUAUGGCGUCUGGUCCCCUCCCAGCGCACCCAACGCAGAUGUGUACCUAAAACUGGAAGAUGUGACUCAUAAGUUUAACAAGCCCUGUAUAAUGGACGUGAAGAUUGGGCGGAAGAGCUACGACCCCUUUGCCUCGGCAGAGAAGAUUCAGCAGCAGGUCAGCAAGUACCCUCUGAUGGAGGAGAUCGGGUUCCUGGUGCUCGGCAUGAGGGUUUAUCAUCUUCACUCUGACAGCUACGAGACACAAAACCAGCACUAUGGAAGAGGCCUGACGAAAGAGACUCUGAAGGAGGGUGUCUCCAAGUUUUUCCACAACGGCUUCUGUUUAAGGAAAGACGCGGUGGCAGCCAGUAUUCAGAAGGUCGAGAAGAUUCUCCAGUGGUUUGAAAAUCAGAAGCAGCUUAACUUUUAUGCAAGCUCUUUACUGUUUGUUUAUGAAGGUUCAUCUCAGCCAGCUACCACAAAAUCAAACGAUAGAACUUUGGCGGGGAGGUUUCUCUCCAAAGGAGCCCUGUCGGACGCGGAUGUACUAGAGUGCAAUAACAACUUCCAUCUGUUCAGCUCCCCGGCCAACGGCACGUCAGUGGGCAAAAGCUUAUCCAAGGCGUACUCGAGGCACAGAAAGCUGUAUGCAAAAAAGCACCAGAGUCAGACUUCCCUCAAAGUUGAAACUCUGGAGCAAGACAACGGGUGGAAAAGCAUGUCCCAGGAACACUUAAACGGAAACGUGCUUUCCCAACUGGAAAAGGUGUUCUACCACCUUCCGGCGGGCCGGCAGGAGAUCGCGGAAGCGGAAGUGCGGAUGAUAGACUUUGCUCACGUGUUCCCUAGCAACACAGUAGAUGAGGGGUAUGUUUACGGUCUGAAGCAUCUAAUUGCCGUGCUUCGGAGUAUCUUGGACAGUUGAGUCUUGCUGCAGUCUGUGAAGGAGCGGGCCAAUCACCACGGAGAGCUAGCUGCAGGCGUUAGCCGUGCACCUUGUACUGCUCUGUAAAAAUUUGUAUUGUGAGUCAGUGUUUUAUUUGUCUUUAUACUUUUGGUAGAUGGUUAACUUUUUUAUAUUCUUACUCAGGAAUACUAAUUUGUUCAUUAGAAAACUAUGAAGAAUAAAGAAACAGGAAUGUCGUGCAGGGAAUGUGUGGGACACGGAGCAAACAGCUGUAACACUUGCAAGUCAUUACGCAGUCAUCUAGAGGUCACGUAGCUUUCUGUAGCCAGUCACCAUGAAAUCUCUGUCCUCCCAACCUUGCCGGUGAGCUGACUCUAAACUAUGACCUUAUCGGGCCGUCCUAAGAUCUGGAAAGCGUCCCUAAAACUGGAGAACAUUUUACACAGAAAGGCUCUGUGGGUUCUAUGUUAAAGGCAGAGCGCACAGUGUAUGAAAGAAAGGUGCUUAAGUGGGUGCGCUCCACCAGCAGGGCUCCCCCCAGCCCCUUCAGUGCUCAGUGCCGAGCAUCAUGGGAAGGGGAGUGGGUCAGAUGGCCGGCAACAGUCUUGGAAUUAACAGCACAAAUUUUCCUCCCUAGGGUCAAGAGAAGAGAGAUUAUUUGUAAAAAA